Messenger RNA from Folsomia candida, 2360 nucleotides. RefSeq names its product protein doublesex-like. The coding region runs from base 1 to 1158 and encodes 385 amino acids. NCBI's taxonomy places the organism in Eukaryota, Metazoa, Arthropoda, Collembola, Entomobryomorpha, Isotomidae. The transcript has 5 exons. The record is from RefSeq and is a predicted model, not a curated record.
AUGGCAUUACCAUCACGAAUCGUACAUGUGCGCUUGCGACGCGCUCAAGCGCAGGACGAAGAACGAGCCGCUUUAAUUAGAACACUCCAAUCAGAGCAAGAGCAGCACACGUCAUUCGGUCCCGAGACUGAACCCGUUUGCAAAACCCGUCGCCUUUCCAGCAACAAUGGCGAUAACGAUGACGACGACGACGACCCCAUCAUCGUCAAGCUUUCUUCGCCCCCUUCUUCAUCCCCUGGGGCAAAUAGCAACGCCUCGGCCACUUCCUUCAAAGAAGGACAUCACCACCACCAUCAUCACCGAAGUCUGGUUCGGGAGUCGUCCAGCUCCGUCAUCCGAGCACGCUCUCCCGCUGGAAGCAGUGUGGGUAGCAACAGUCGACCUGGGUCAAGGGCCGCUGCUCCGGCCGUGAUUAGCUCGACGGGUGGAAAUGGGAAGGAAGGCCGGGAGAAGGAAAUGUCGAUGAGAGACGACGUUGGGAAUCGAGGAGAAAGGCAGCAACAACAACAGGACGUGAUAACCACGAUGCCCCGAAGUCACCACACCCUCCUCCCCAACUCCCUAAAGAACGGGCAUCAUCACCACCACCACCACCCAUUUCAGAAGCCCAAUGGAGGCUUCUCAUCAUCAAUCUCGUCAUCACGAGGGGCGGCUCACGGGAGUCCGCACCAUGCUACGAGCGGAGGCAGUAAGGGGAUCCAUCAGGGUUCUUCUCAUACGAAGGGCUCCUCGUCCUCAUCUUCCAUCCCUUCAUCACCCACAACAAUUCCGGGGUCAUCCUCAUCCCUCACACUGGAACAUGUGAAUGGUAUCGGGGCCCUGAAAAUGUAUCCAAAUUUUCCUUUCAGUGGGGCCGAGACGGUGAUAGACGGGAUAAAUGACUCUGUGAACAAAAUGUUGGACAUGUUCAGACUCCCCAAAGAAAUCGACUUUCUAUGCUAUCGAAUUCUGAAAGAUUAUCGAGGCGACUUCAAACUUGCAUCAUCCAGGAUUCUCGAGGCUCAAACGGAGUACCGUUCCUACGAGUUGGUGCGAGAAGCGGCGCGGACGAACCCCUACUACGCCUCCGUCUACCCCUACUACUACACCCACUUGGGCGCACAGGCCGACAUUUACAGCGCCUUUGCGGCCGCCUCCACCCGCGAAAUCCCACCGUAGCAGGAUUCGCCCCUUCUCGUCUGUCCCAAAGAAACUCAUCCACAUUGACUUGAUCAAAUUAAUGGACACUUUUAUUUCAAUCGUUAUAAUUUUCAAGACGAGACCAACUAUUUGUGUCAUAAGAGACUGCCGUAUCUUGUAACUGAUUUUGUUAGUAGUGCGUGUGACGAGUUAUUGUUAUUUGUUAAUGUCGCACACACUUACAUAUUUGCUAACUCUAAAUUGUUCACAAAACGAGGAUUUUUAGACUACAGUAUGCAUACAGAUCAUCACACAUUUACAGAAUGGACGAGCAUCUGCCCACUCACUAUCAUGAUUUUGUAAAAAAGUUACCUCUGGAUGCGGUAAACAUUUGUACAUUAUAACUUAAAUCCAAAAUCUCGCUAGAGAUCUUUUAAAUAUUAUUAACCGUAAGAAUGCAACAGCUACUUAACCUUGAUGUCAAUAGCAUAUGCACAAAGUUGAAGAGUCCCUAAACACUACAUAGUUCACCUGCGUGACAUGAAUACUUUGGUCUCAAAUUCCCCAACAAUGGUGUUAUCUCUGGACUAUGAGAAUCUCGAUUAUCAGUCCACAUUCACUUGUGAAACCCAAAGAAAAGUAUUUAUACAUUGGGAGAAAAUAAGAAUGCAGUGCAUAAAGCCAUUUCAACCCAACCAGUCAAAAUAAUGUGAAAAAGUAGUAGAUCGCUAAAUUAAUAUUUACAUAAAUUAAUUGCACCUUAAUAAGCGUUUAAUUACUGCAGAAUCAUUCAUACCAAGAAUAGAUGGAUGGUGGUCGUAGUGAUUGUGUAAGUUAGUUGUAGUACUCGUAAGUGCAUGACGAUGAGUACCUUCAAAUCGAAACGGAUGGAAAAGAGGACAUGUAUGAAGUGUGCAAGGCAGAGACCUUAAAUAGUUUAUUUCUUAGUGGGAUGGUAAAGGAAGGACAACAAGUAUCUCUUGUAUCUCACCGGUGUAAUAUUAGCAUUAACAAAAUAUACAAGUAAUGUAAUCCUUUGUUGAUGUCACACUUGAUGGACGGGACUCUAAAAUGUUUUUACAUUAGUUUAGUAAAUAGGAAAAAAGCUCCUACGCAGAUACAUGUAUGGUUUGCCAACAUGGUAGAAAAUGUCAGUGAAAUGUUGCGCACAAUGUACGCAACAACCUCUCCCACCCCUGCUUCUGCAAAUAAAUAAAAUAAAAACUUAUGCCUGGAAAAAA